Culicoides brevitarsis is the source of this 801-nucleotide messenger RNA. RefSeq lists its product as uncharacterized. NCBI's taxonomy places the organism in Eukaryota, Metazoa, Arthropoda, Insecta, Diptera, Ceratopogonidae. Bases 1 to 801 code for a protein of 266 amino acids. The transcript has 2 exons. The record is from RefSeq and is a predicted model, not a curated record. Gene Ontology annotation, cellular component: membrane.
AUGUUAAGAUUCAACUUUUUAGUCAUCUGCAGUGUUUUGUUUUAUAACAAUGCUUUAGCAGACACUGAAAAUAUCGAGAAUGAUAUAAAUGGUAGAUCUAUUGGGGACAUUAAAUAUUUUUAUGACACUUAUAGAGAGUGUAGUGCAUCACACUUAACCACAUGUUUAAAAGAAAAGGUUUUGCUCAUAAUGGAUCGUGUUAGCAGAUCUGCACUAGAUAUCAAGUUAAUUGAUGGUGUAGUAUUUGUGUCAGACGACCAAGCAAAAUUUGAUGAGCCAAGCAUAAAAACUAAAGAGGAGUUAGAACAAAUAUUACCACGUGCCUUGGAUGAAAAAGAUAGAGCGUUGAACAACAUGAUUUUUGACAAAAUUGUUUCCUUUUUCCAACGACACACCCUGCAGGUUAAAUUCCCGUCUAUUGAUGAAAUGGAUCGGUCAAUGGAAGCAAGAGCAGGAGGAAGUGGUGGAGGUUUUGGCGGAAACAAAGGUGGUUUUGGAGGAAACAAAGGUGGCAAGGAUAAAAAGAAUGGUCAUUGGAUUAUGAUUCCUUUGUUAUUAGGAAGUACUUUAGUGCCUUUGGCAUUUGGAGCUUUAGCCCUUUUAGCUGGAAAAGCAUUAAUCGUAUCUAAAUUAGCAUUGGCUUUAGCUUCAAUUAUAGGUAUAAAAAAACUAAUUUCUGGUAGUAACCAUCAUCACGAAGCUGCACAUGAGGUAGUUGUAUCGGGUGGCCAUGGCUCUGGAUGGGGUCGAAUUGGAAAUUAUAAUGGACAGAAUUUAGCUUAUAAUGGAUAUACACCAUGA